AUGCCGAUCGACCCGGAACCGACAGCCCUCAGAUAUAUGCUGGAUACCGAGCCAACUAACAUCACCUCAUUGGCAGUGCGAUGGACAAAGACCCUGCGGAAAGUGCCGAGAGCUUCAAGUCGAGUGCCGAGAAAUAGAUACCUUGAAGGACUUGUCGAGCAAUUAAGUGCAAGCAACGGCAAGAUCACUGAAAGCGAUUCAUCUCAAGGGGCGUCAUCUUCCACCUUGGACCACAGUCGCGGCUCCACAUUUCGAGUUGCGCAAUAUACCAACUUGAACCAAGAUGAUAUGCUUAAUAUAUGUUAUACCGGCACAGCAGCAUACCCGACCCUACUCAAUUCCCAGCCCUCACUUGAGGCUUACCAGACAUCUACGGUCCACGGUCUUCCUGACGAGCAAAUUGCUCACUAUGCUGUGGAUGGCUUCUUUCGAUGUGCAGCCACUUUAUUUUUCAUCAAAACCCAUGAUGAAGCACUUGAGCUACUUUAUCGUGUCUAUCAAGAUGAAAACGUAUCGGUUGGAGAUAUGAGUGAAUUUUGUGCUCUAGCCGCAAUUAGAAGUCACUAUGAUGCAGAGAGAGUCCCUCAAGAAGCCCGAGCAGUAUUUUUCUAUCGCGCUUCUAUUGUUUUGAAUGGUAUUGUCCCACUGGAGUCAGUACAAAGAGUCCGAGUCUUCAUUUGUCUAUGCAUGAACUGUAUAAUGGACAAGAGCACGACAGCGAGGACACUCAUCGGUAAACAUUGA
Molecule: messenger RNA, 744 nt
Organism: Penicillium malachiteum
Lineage: Eukaryota; Fungi; Ascomycota; Eurotiomycetes; Eurotiales; Aspergillaceae
Exons: 3
Coding region: 1-744 (247 amino acids)
Source: RefSeq, a predicted model, not a curated record